Coniophora puteana RWD-64-598 SS2 is the source of this 8193-nucleotide messenger RNA. RefSeq lists its product as uncharacterized. Bases 1 to 8193 code for a protein of 2730 amino acids. The transcript is spliced from 32 exons. Gene Ontology annotation, biological process: regulation of GTPase activity. NCBI's taxonomy places the organism in Eukaryota, Fungi, Basidiomycota, Agaricomycetes, Boletales, Coniophoraceae. The record is from RefSeq and is a predicted model, not a curated record.
AUGCCCAUUCGCCGGCCCUCAGCAUCGGCGGGGCAUGCUGUCAACGCCCACAAUGGUCCCCGACAACACAGGAGCAACGACUCGCAUCAUGGUUUUAUGUCCACAGGGCCAUCUCAGCAGCCACCGUCUGUUGCAUAUUCCUCCCCGAACGCCACGCCGCAACAGAAGAUUGUGCAGGCUCUCAUAAACAGGAUUAAGAACAAGCUUCCGUGUAACUCGGGCACCUCCCUCGAUAUUGUAGAAUCAGAUGCUGCAACCCAGAGCGCGGUAGAAGCACUUGUCGACCUUGCAUCUGAUUCUCUCGAUGUCAUAUCAUUCUCGCUGGGUGAGAUAUUGGACAAAUUGGCCAAGCAAGUCAAUGAUAUCGGCCACAUGACGAUUGAAGUCCUCCAAUCCCAGUUAUUCGUGCUCAAGAUUCUAUCUAUGGCGAUGUCCGCCAGGUCAAGCCGCUAUGAGGAGCAAGCCUCAACUAUGCGGGCCGGUCGCGGCAACGUCGCCCCUUCAUCCUCCACCCUCGUCGAUUCAAGUGCACCUACACUUGCUAACAAGCGGAGCCGUCAAGCCUCGACUGAAUUCUCAGCUAUCACGCCUCCUCCAUGGGCUGAUGAACCUUCGGCCCUCGAUGAUCAAUGUGCCAAGUAUAUUCUAAGUGUAAUGGUGUUGUACUUGCGACAGACGGCAACGCCAGAGAGUCGCCUAAUGUCCUCUUCAAACCUCGCUCCCGACGCAUCAUUGCAUGACUUCGAAUCCGUCGAUUUUCCUACACACCAAACUUUCUUUGACGAUCCCCGCGAUUCGAACACACCCUUCCCUGGUAAUGUCGCUGAUGCUGGGGAAACACCGCCGUCCCUGCUGAAGAUGAAGCACUCGUCUGCCUCCUUCAAAUCUUCUGGGAGUGCUACGUCUGGGAUGUCAUGGGCCCGGGGGCGCCCGAUCCAAUAUGAGAAGACCCACAUGUCGCUCAUCAAGUCUGUCUAUUCUCUGAACUUCUUGAUUGCUAAGUACGCGGGGCGCACCGUGUUCCAUCUUUCAGGGUCGAACUGGCACAUUGUGUUUGAUCGCAUACGCAACAAGAUUCGCUUCCUGGCAAACACUUCAGAGGACAAUCCAGAUACGAUUGACUUGCGUAUCAUGACACAUAGCAAGAUGGACAGAAGCCGGCUCUCGCAAGUGCUGCACGAACUAUCUUCGCUACUCGUGAACAUGAAGAGAGAAGCCCAGGCUGCAGUUGCGAUCCCUCUACGAAUGGCGAUAUGGAAUUGGAUCGAUAUAUUCCCCGACGAGUUCAAUGAGACCAUUCGCACCCGCGGACGCUUAGACGGCGCCCCCGAACGCGUCUUUGAUUUGCUACACUCCGCGCUGGAACCCGGUCGGGAAAGGACUCUUUGGCCAACCCUGACAAUAUUGGCGUGCCUGUCUUCCGACCGUUUGACAUCCGACUACCAGGAUGUGUUCGCUAAACCGCCUUCGAAGUAUCGAAAGGAAGUGAAGUGGGCUGACGAACUACGGCGGCAUGGAUUGGGGGCCACCAAGUACUCGGACGUAGCAUUCGUAUGCGGGAUUGACAUCUGCAGAGCCGGUUUCCGUGUCUCUCCCGAUGGUGAAAUACCUCUCAGAAUGCUUGCCGGCGACAUUGCGCACGACAUCAAGCAUGGGUUACUUAACACGAAUAGGCAACUAGCUUUCUGGGACGUGCUUCAAGAAGUUGACGUCGCUACCUAUGCCGAGGCUCUCGCAAUCGUGUUCCGUUUCUUACCUCAGGAGGACUCUAUCCCAAUAUUCGAGGCCUGUCUUGGGCCAGAUCGCUCGGAUGCCGUGAAAAUAUGCGCUAUCAAGGGUAUGACAAUGUUGGCUACUGAGGUAAGUUUCUUCAUCUUUACAAGGUCGGUUACUUUGCACUUGAGCGCACGUUUAUGCUCAUUGCCUUUACAGUAUGCGGUUACCCGGCGUAUGGAAAUAGAUGAAAAGGGUAUUAUCAAGGUUACACCCAAUCGUCCCAUGGCCAAACGUUUCACCAACGAAACGCUCCCCAUCAGCGACUUGCUGAUUCUCUCCAUCGUCACUCUUUGGCGGGCUGAUCUGUCCUUCUAUGUCACCCAUAUUGAUGACGCUGAUGUGGACGCUUGGGUCCCUACCUUGGUGAAUAUCUGGAGCGCAGACCUGGAUGUAGCAGUCAAGGUUUCUGCGAUCACUUUCUAUCUGUACUUGACCGACAUCUUCUUCCGGAUGCGUAAAGAAGAGAUGUAUUAUACCGAUAUUGAGACCUGGCUCAAAUCAUCGACAAUCGUAACCCUCGUCACUGUAUCAAAGGUCCUUCUGCAAACGAGGAUGGAUGUUGAGCAGCAACGGCUUUGGAUAUCAGUGAUGACCCAAGUUAUCACCGUCUACCUUCGCAAGAGCGAGAAUGAUCACGCAAGCGGGAUUCAGCUGACACAGGAUCGUGUCUACGCCUUCGCGAUGGCGGAGAUAGCUUUCUUAGUUUCGCUGACUUCUGCGAGCAGCGAUGUGACCCAGCUUGCAGCGCAGGGCCUCAGGAUGAUCGCACAAGCUGAAAGGCAACCUGGGGCGCCAGUCAACAACGGUUUCACGGAGGAGGAUAGGUCACGCCGUCUACCGAUCUACGAGCAGCUAGGCGACCCGCAUAUUGUCAUCGUUGGUGCAGUACGGGAGCAGAAACGUGUUCGAAAGCUUAUGCGCUUGGUCGCCUACUCUUCACCGAUAAAUGUUGCCGUCUGGCAAGAGUGCUUCCUCCGGUGGCAAGCGCUUUCUGAACAUGUCGCUCAAGGGCCCCUCGCAGAGGGCACCAAUUAUGACGAUGCCCACCUGAGUCCUCAAGAGCGAGCCAUGACCAAAGAGUGGCGGAAUCUGACGCACUUCCUCGCCGCGUUCGGCGGCGCCUGCGUUGCAGACAAUUUAGAGACAGUAUCUCUAACAGCCGUGAUUCCAGGCACAUACCUACCGGAUGAAAUGCGAGCAUUGCGCAACCCCAUCGAUCUCGUGACGAUUUUCCUGGAGUUCUUGGUAAACGCCCUGAUUGAUGAUACUGUUCGCGUGCGAGACGCAGCUCGGGAAGCGCUGGGCACGGAGCUUAGCCCACGCUUGUAUGGGAGACUCCUGAAGCAACUCAAUGACAUAACGGUGAAUAUCGCCAAUGGCGCGGCUUUGGAGUACAAACAGGAAUAUGGGCUUUUCUUGGACCAGUUGAUCCAAGUGCUGAAGUCGCUGGUAGAGAACUUGCAGUCGUCCGCUGAAGAGAACUUGAGUAUAGAUCUGGGCUCAAUCCUUCAUGUCCUCGCUGGUUUCAUCUCUCGGUUCCGCGAACCACACACGUACCGCAUACGGAUCAGAUUCUGCCAACUGUGCGACAGCAUUGCUAGCCGGACAGAUAUCCUGAACUGGCGAAAGGACGACAUGUCUCGCAACCAUCUUCUAGAGAUUAUCAUGGACUGGUUCCAGGAAUUUACUUUCCUGGUUGACCCAGAGCGUAUCAAGACUCAAUGCGACUUGAACUAUGCUUGUCUUAGUACAUCUGUCAAACUCUUGGAGCGGCUGAAAUUAUACCCUCUAGAAAAUCAGAUGUUAAAUGAGACCGAUGACGCCGGCCAUGUUCUUUCUCGCAUUUACACCCGUUACACUAAUAUUCUGGGGAGAGCCCUUGAUAUCUGCCACCAAAGAGAAGACACUGGGGCCGAUAGUAGCUCAGACCUCGGCUCCUUCAGGAGAACCACUACCAACCAACGCGAGAUCGACAUACGCAAUAUGGUCAUCACGGGGCUUUCGAACGUUAUCAGUGCCAAUUCUGAAGUGGCACUCAGGACUUCAAUUCCCGUAACCUAUUCUCCUGACCUCCGGCAACGAACCAUAUACAUGCAUGCAUUUGCCAGAGUUCUUGGCCAAGGUACCACGCUGGAGCAACCCUCCAACGCUGAACUACAGGUCAAAAGGAAUCGGCUCACCGAGCUUGUCAAGGGAUCAGACAUGAUACUCGCGAUGGUGAUCUGCGAAUGUUGCCCUGCCGCGGAAGUCGAUGUCAUGAUUUCGGUGCUGAUGAACUUGUUUGACACUCGUUCGUCUUUGAUGGUACUGCUGAAGACGAUGAUUGAUCGAGAAAUCGAACAUACGCCCAACGAAGGAGAUUUGUUCAGAGGUAACUCGACGUACACUCGUUUCCUCUCUGCUUUUGCAAAGCUGCAUGGGUACAAUUAUCUGCGGAGUCUGGUCAUUCCUUUGGUGAAGUCAAUGUCAACAAUGCCCGAAGGACAUGGGUACGAACUCGAUCCGAAUAAGAUAGGCAGGGAAAAGGCGGAACAGAACUUAAAGAAUGUCGAACUGGUCGCUUCUUCGUUCCUGGAAAUCAUCGUCUCGUCCGUGCCUACUCUUCCCCCGAUGAUUCGAGAGGUGUGCGCCCAUCUUUCUAAAGUGCAAAGGUCCACUAGCUUAUCAUACUUGUCUAUCAGGUAUCAAAUAUGGCCGGAAGCGAAGUUUGCGGCUCUCGGAGCUUUCCUAUUUCUACGGUUCAUUUCUCCGGCCAUAGUCUCCCCUGAAACGGUGGAUGUUGAGGUGCCUAAUGAUGAUGGUGGAGUGAUACGCCGUGGUCUCAUGGUCAUCGCCAAAGUCAUCCAGAACCUGGCCAACAAUAUCUUCUUCGCCAAGGAGCAAUACAUGAAAGGCCUGAACUCAUUCUUGUCUAACAAUAUCACCAACAUUACACGCUUUUUGAGCGAGGUCAACAAAUACUCAGCUAUUAUUGAUGAGGAGCCUACGGAAUGGCUUGGUACAACCUCUGACGAUACUGAUACUACCGUUCUGCAUCGUUUUCUCGACAAGCAUACGGACAAGAUUGGCAAAGAGCUGCUCAGUUAUGUCAAACCUGGGUCCGAGAAUGACUCCGCUUCUGUCAGUGCAAAGCUGGCUUGGGAAAACCUCUGCGCCCUUCUCGUCGAGCUGCAGGAGGUCCCUGAAAUCCCGCGCCUUUCGAUGUUGCCAGCUUCUAGCCAUAGGGAAUAUCUGGAGAUGAUGAACCGCUGUGCCAACCGGAACGUAGACUCUGUCAGAGACAUCUUUGUGGAGGCUUCUGUUGAGAAUCCCGCACCAGCUGUGUUUGUUCUAUAUGUAUACAAGAUCGAUGUUGAGGCUCUGGAUAUUGAGUUGCUGAUGUUCUACAUCCUCGAUAUUUUGACGUCUCCGGCUAUGGAGGAUCGCUACUACGAGAUUGUACUUGACUGCACAUCUUUCUCUGCAACUGCAGAAGUGCCGUCACAAUGGCUCAAAUUCUGCACUGAAAUUAUCCCGGUUGAUGUUCGGCAGCAACUGUCAUGCAUGUAUUUCCUCAACGCCAAUGCAUUGACACUCAAAUAUCUGCGGCGAAUCUACAAUGUAUCAUCUGGUUUGUCUUUCCCUCUUCUAAAUAACGGCAUCCAGACCUGUUCAUCAGUCAAGGAUCUGUUGAAUUACAUCCCUGAGUCCUGUCUGGGAGUCCUACAGAGAACGAACGCCAUGGAAGCCGAGACUCGGCAAAUGUUCCCUGAGAUGACCAUGCGGCAAGUUCAUGACGUGCGUAUGCCGGUCAUCCUUGAGGUCGCAGAAACCCACGUGCGGAUAACAUCGGUACGGGGAGCUGCGAUAUCCACCGCACUGACCUGCAAGUCCACGGAAGUUAUCCCCGUUUCUGAAAUCAGUGAUACUUAUAAUGUUUCUACGGGCCAAGAUCCCUUUGAGUUCAUCAUCCGCCGAGGCAAGCAAGGUGCUACGUCUUACUUCUCUUCGCCUUCUAGAGACCUCGUUGUCAAGGCCAUCCGAGCGGCCAAGAGCCAGCUACGAGACAAUCGCAAUGCAGUUCCAGACCACAAUCCUCGCUUCCACAACUUCUCUGCAACACUAUUGCAUGUGGGCAUGCUGAACAUUGAUGCAGAUGAUGAGGAGCUCCGCACUGCAGCUCAUGAGCUGCUGGGUUCAGUGUGUCAGUAUGUCGACUUCGAUAAGACACCGCUAGUCCUUUCGAAAGCUGGCAUCUUUUCAGGAGAUACGACGACAGCUACGGUCAAUCUGAGCAAGAAUAUCGCUCAAAAUGUUCCCAAGCUUACGCUUGAUUUCAUAUCGGUUGUUAUGCUCGGUAUGCCGAAGUGUAGCAUUGCGCAGAAGACAAAUUUUAUUCUCUUUAUAUCGCCCUGGAUGAAGAAUAUCUCGCUCUUCUGCAACCCCGCUCAUCAGCUCUACGAUUAUUCCGGAAACAGGAUGAGGGAUUGCAUCCGUUCACUUAUCGACUUGACUGUCGGCGAUCAAGAGAUUUCUGCAGUGGUGCAUCAAUACAUAUGGGGAGAAAUAGGCAAACUCGACGCCUCCGCAGUUCAUACAGUGCUUGAGGAACUGAUUCGGGCCGCGUCCGACGCCGGUGUGGAUUCACCAAGAUGUGAGAUUUUAGCUCGUACAACUUCGGCUCUGUCGUCCAUACACGUCCGCGGGAGGAUUUUCUCCAAGCUGAGAAAGGUUCUGGGCAAAACAACAUUGAAGCCCUCAAGAACGCUGCCAGAGAACAUGCAUUGGAACGAGAUUGCAACUCUUGCACGGUUCAGCUUGAUCUCCAUCACAACCUACCGCCAUGACCAGCUCUACGUUCCGGACAUAUGUCACGUUGCAACGCUGAUCGCCGCCACUGGGCCAACUAUUGUGCGGAAGUCAAUCUACGGCCUUGUGUUCAAUUUCCUUCAGUCGUUGUGCUUUGAACGCCUCGAAGACCCCUCCUACCCUGAUUUACGUGCGCUCUUGGAUGAUUUGACAUCUGAGGAGAACCUACGGUUGUUCGGCCUUAUGCGUCCAUCACCCACCAGCGAUUACAGCAGCUAUGAACAUCAGAACGUGAGGGAAUGUAUCAAGGACCAGGAAGCGUUGGCUUGUUUGCUCACUCGCUUCAUGGAAGUGACAUCCCAGUCUCGAGGCCUGCUCAACGUUUGGCGUGCACGGUGGAUGAGUCUUGCAACCUCCACAGCCUUCCAGCUAUCAGCAUCCAUUCAGUCUCGCGCGUUCCUUGCAAUAGGCACUCUGGCGACGUCUGACGUCGACGACGAUCUGGUCUACCAAAUGCUAGUCGCUUUCAAGAAUGCAUUAGGCCAAUCAACAGAGACUGAUACAAUACCCGUGGUCACUAUGCUCAGGUGUCUAUGCAAGAUUGUUCCAGGACUGAACGACAACUCCACUCAUCUACCACAACUCUUCUGGCUUGCAGUGGCUUUCCUGCAGUCUGGAUUUAUGUGCUUCUAUGCGGAGGCGGCCGACCUAUUGCAUGUGACGCUGCAGACACUCGAGCGGCACGGAAUGUUUGAGGACGACUCUCUGACCACCGUCUUGUUUGAAGCCCGUCAGAAUCUUGACGAGGUUGCUGGACAGCUCGAUAAUGUCAUGCGCAUGGCGUACGAUGUCAACUUUUCUUUCUAUCUUGCUUCUAUUGUCUUCAAGGGUAUCCGGCACGGCCAACUGAAGUCUCACGCUGAGAGCGUGCUUCGCACCUUGCUCUCGGCCACGCUGCGUUUCCCCGACCAGAGAAUGGACAACGGCAACACGGCGACGCUGCCUGCGGAGGCCAUUGGCUACUUCAUCGCCCUUCUUUCCUGCUCCACGGAUCGGGAGGACUACAACAAGUUGCUUCAUGACUGCAACGCCGACCGCUACAUGCUUCAUCACAACACUAUUCAUGAACACAGCUUUGUCCCCUACGUUGCUCCCGAACUGCUACCACUUUCGGAUCCUAACACGGCUCUAUUCCUGGCCGCCUUCAUUGGUACGAUGCUUGCAACCGCACAGGGAGAUGACGCCGAGUCCGAAAUGCUAUACAAAAUUCUUCUUGAUCUGGGAGUUCUUUAUCCAGAUCUUGUUGCUAUGAUUUACGAGACACUCCAAGACAAAAUCAAGGACACACUGGCUAACUCUACCCAUGCUGCCAUCAUCAAAACCCUCUCCGGUAUUUUCAGAAUGGCACAGUAUGACUCGCUCAGCCUCGGGGUGAUUCGUGGCUCCUCGGUAUCAAGCCUGACGACGGUCGACGAGAGCUCGUCAUCGUUACUGUCGAAGCGGCUGGAGGAAUACCAGAUGGAAGGUCUUAGCACCUUAUUACAGUUUGUGCCGACGACAUCUAGCAACUGGGCGAGCAUUACCGCCUGGAUAUCUGAACUAAUUGUCAAGAUUGUAGGAAUGGAAUAA